AUGGUGACCCGUCGAAGCCAUAAAAAAUCACGGAACGGGUGCACAAAAUGCAAAGAGCGACAUAUCAAGUGUGAUGAAGGCGUCCCCAAAUGUGAAAACUGCGUCUCCCGGCGACUGCAAUGCUUAUACGUCCCUGUUAGACCCGGCGGGGGCGAGCCGUCGGCAGGUUACGCAGGUACAAGCCCGGAAGCCAAUCAUUCUCCCGCCCCCGCCGACUCAGAUGGGAACGGCAUGCUCCUUAAUAAAAGACUCGUGGAGACAAAAUUGCUGCACCACUACUAUACCAACACUUGCUUGACAAUAGGCACAGACGAACAUAGCCUAGCAGUGUGGCAGGUCUCGCUGCCCGAACUGGCCACCAGCAAUGAACAUGUCUUGGAAAGUUUACUGGCAUUUACGGCGCUGCAUCUCGCAUAUUUAGAACCGAAUCGACGGCUGGGCUGGACAAAUCUUGCGCUGGAAUACAGCUCAAAAGCGUACUCAGGGCUUGCGAAUAUAAUCAGUCGACUUUCGCCUUCGACGGCGCCCUCUGCGUUCGCGUGCUCGGUCUUUAUUCUUCUGUCCUCGAUGGCGCAGCAUGGAGCGCUUGGAAUCACUACGGGCCCAACAUAUCUCUCCGAGGCCCUUCGACUAAAAAAGUUAAUCCAUGGCUGUGAGGCGUUCUAUAGGGCUGUGCAAUUUUUUGGCGUUCAAGAGCGCGUCGUAUCUUACAACCCCGAGCAAAAUAAGAACCUUCAACAUGAAAAUCAAGUGCUAAGAGCCACAAUUCAUCGGUAUGCCUGA
This is a messenger RNA of Penicillium verhagenii, 783 nucleotides long. Its product is annotated as Zn(II)2Cys6 transcription factor domain-containing protein. Lineage: Eukaryota; Fungi; Ascomycota; Eurotiomycetes; Eurotiales; Aspergillaceae. The record is from RefSeq and is a predicted model, not a curated record. The transcript has 2 exons. Gene Ontology annotation, biological process: regulation of transcription by RNA polymerase II. The coding region runs from base 1 to 783 and encodes 260 amino acids. Gene Ontology annotation, molecular function: zinc ion binding; DNA-binding transcription activator activity, RNA polymerase II-specific.